UAUAAAAGUCGGUCAUACACUGAAGAUAUCCCUUCGACUCUCGCGGGCUCUCGAGCUAGGGUUUUAUCAUUCUCUUGAUUUAAGCUCCUUUCGCUCUCUUGAAAUUUCUAUAUUAGAAAUUUUUUGAAUGGAUUUCAGAGGCGCAAAAAGGAGAGGUAGGCCCGAGGGUGCGUUCAAUGGCAGUGGCGGUUUCAAGAAAUCCAAGCAAGAAAUGGAGUCCUUUACAACUGGUAUAGGAAGCAAAUCGAAGCCAUGCACAAAGUUUUUCAGUCCUUCUGGAUGUCCUUUUGGGGAGGGAUGCCACUUCUUGCAUUAUGUCCCUGGCGGCAUUAAGGCUGUCACUCAGAUGCUGGGCAGCAAUCCAGCCCUUCCAGCAGCUGCUAGAAACCCUGUAGUCCCACCGUCUUUUCCAGAUGAAUCAUCCCCUCUGGCCGUAAAAACUCGUUUAUGCAACAGAUACAGCUCAGCUGAGGGGUGCAAGUUUGGUGACAAAUGCCAUUUUGCACAUGGUGAGUGGGAGCUCGGGAAGCCAUCUGUUUCAUCAUAUGAGGAUCCUCGUGCUAUGUCAGGAAGAUAUGCUGGCGACCGUUUGGAGCAAACUCCAUCAAACCUUGGAGCUGCAGCCAGCUUUGGAGCCUCUGCCACAGCUAAAAUCAGUGUUGAUGCUUCUCUUGCAGGAGCGAUCAUUGGAAAAGGCGGGGUGAACUCAAAGCAAAUAUGCCGCUUGACAGGAGCCAAACUCGCUGUAAGAGAUCAUGAAUCCGAUGCUAACUUAAGGAACAUUGAACUCGAGGGUACAUUUGAUCAGAUCAAAGAGGCCAGUCAAAUGGUACGUGAACUCAUUGUUAAUGUUAGUUCUUCUUUGGGACCACCCAAAAGGCAUCCUGUGAUGCCAGGUCAAGCUCCUGCUAGCAACUUCAAGACAAAGCUUUGUGAGAACUUUGCCAAAGGAUCCUGUACUUUUGGAGAACGGUGCCACUUUGCACAUGGAGAAGAAGAAUUGCGCAAGCCAGGGGUAUGAACUUUUUCGGUUCUCUUUCUUAUUGUUCUCUUGUCCUUCGGUCUCGUGACGUCCUCAGUGCUGUCCGUCUUCUCAACAUCAGUGAAAUAGAUAGAUUAAGAUCGUAAUUUAAGAUUUUUGGUUUUGAUAUGUCAAUAUUUCAUUUCUGUUGGUGAAAAUUAUCACUUGUCUUUAUGAUUUGAUUUACUUGUUUUGUUGCUCUCGUGUAAACUUUUGGAGGCUGCUUCGUUUUGCCCAUGGUUUCAUCCAGAGGCACUGACUCAAACUCUGUAUUUGGUGCUAUUAAUAAUUUGGAGCUUCACUGAAUACAUGGUGGCUAAAGGCUGUUGUCUUGCA
Messenger RNA from Olea europaea var. sylvestris, 1357 nucleotides. RefSeq names its product zinc finger CCCH domain-containing protein 14-like. The transcript has 3 exons. Gene Ontology annotation, molecular function: mRNA binding; metal ion binding. The record is from RefSeq and is a predicted model, not a curated record. NCBI's taxonomy places the organism in Eukaryota, Viridiplantae, Streptophyta, Magnoliopsida, Lamiales, Oleaceae. The coding region runs from base 128 to 1021 and encodes 297 amino acids.